This is a messenger RNA of Abrus precatorius (Indian licorice), 498 nucleotides long. RefSeq names its product olee1-like protein. The record is from RefSeq and is a predicted model, not a curated record. The transcript has 2 exons. Lineage: Eukaryota; Viridiplantae; Streptophyta; Magnoliopsida; Fabales; Fabaceae. The coding region runs from base 1 to 498 and encodes 165 amino acids.
AUGGAAAAGUCAUUUGCCGUUGCCCUCCUUGUUUCUGCUUUCUGUUUCUCUUCUGCAUUGGCUCGUAACACACCUGCUGAUUCCAAUGAUACGUUUUUCGUUGAAGGCAAGAUUUAUUGUGAUCCUUGCCGCUUCGAAUUCGAGUCCAGACUUAGCUACCCAUUGGCAGAUGUGAAGAUUACUUUGCAAUGCACGAAGGAAGAAAGUGAUAACGUGAUAUUGGUGAAGGAGGCCAAAACCGACGCAAAUGGCAAAUAUAGCAUUCCUGUGGAUGGUGAUCACGAGGAAGAGAGAUGUAUGGUGACUGCUGAGGCACCUACUGAAGGGAAGUGCAAGAGUAGCAUGACAAUCAAGUCUGAUAGAAUUCUGUUGACCACCAACAUGGGUGUCUCUUCCUUGGCUCGCUAUGCCAAUCCCCUUGGGUUCAUGACACAGACAGCUGAUCCACAAUGUUCCUCAGUUGUCUCCGAGUUGGAAUUAGACAAAUUUGAUGACUAA